CAAAGAGAUUAGUAGUAAGUAGACUCGGAUGAUUUGGAAUAGGAAGAGAAGCAGCCGCUCAGGUCUGUUGUAUUGUCCAUCGUGUUUGGCGCCUGUUGGAAAGGAUAAUAAAACCAAGUAUAAAUGGAUAAACAGAGAUAGUUAUUACUUGAGAUGGUAUAAGUACAAGUGUCCAGGGUUUAGUCGACUUUCCACUCGCUAUCAACUCUGCAACUUAAACGCUCUACGCUCACCUGUCCAGUUGACUUUGGCAAAUACUGAAACCAUCGAAAGUUUCGAUUCCUUAAUUCCUGAACAUAUUGGAGACAAACAGGAAGAUAUGCGCCGUAGUUUACACCCAGAACGAACAACGCUACAAGUACUGGACAGAGGAAUAGCUUAUGCCAUGGGCUUGUAUGACUAUAGACUUUCUGGAAUGCAACUUUUCAAGCAAGAUGUGCGUUACUUGUUGUCUCUAUGGAGAUAUUUUGGUCGAAAAGCUUUUCUUACUUACGAUAAAGAAGAGAUAAUCUCCUAUUAUGAUAGAAGACCUUGGUUAGCGGCAGCUCGUUUAGCAAGCGUUGGUAUACCUCUUCUUCAGUGGUAUAUAAAACUAUUAUGGGAUCGAAUACUACCGGGUCGAAGCACGACCCAUUUGUCUUGGAGAGCUCGAGAGUUGGUACAGUUGGUGAUGAACAUGGGUCCUACUUUUAUCAAGGUUGCACAAGCACUUAGCAAUAGACCGGAUGUUGUAGGGCCUGUGUGGAUAAAGGAACUUGAAAAAUUGGUGGAUAAGGUGGAUCCUUUUCCUUCCGAUUGGGCAAGACGACUCAUAACAGUCGAAGUAAAGGGCACCCUAUGGGAGAAGCGAUUAUCACAAAUAUCUGUUGAACCAGUUGCUUCAGCUUCACUUGGACAAGUAAGAAUGUUGGCAUGUUUUAUAUCCCGAUGGUUGAACGAUAUUCAGGUUUAUCAAGGUUUAUAUCAAAGAGAAGAUGGUCAAUAUGAAAAGAUUGCAUUAAAAGUACAGAGACCAGGUCUCAUAUUUGAUAUUCCGUUAGAUUUAUAUGUAUUGCGUUUCAUUGCUGGAAUAGUCCAACGCCAAUUUCGUUUACGUUCGGAUUUGGUUGGAAUUUUAGAUGAAUAUGCGCAACAAAUUUUCGAAGAAAUGGAUUAUCAACAUGAAGGAGAAAAUUGUUUGCAGUUUCGUAUGCUCUAUAAAAAUUAUCCUGGUAUACGUAUUCCUGAUGUAUAUUUUACAACACACUAUUUAAUAGCUUUGGAAUGGAUCGACGGCGAGAAACCGCCAUGGGGUAGUUAUUCCAAAACUUUGAUGAAAACAGGUGUAGAGUUUUCACUACAUCAGUUGUUGGAUGUUGGAUUUUAUCAUGCUGAUCCUCAUGCUGGCAACUUGUUGAGAACUCCGGAUAAUUGUUUGGCUUAUGUCGACUAUGGCAUGGUGCGAUAUUUAGACAAGAAUACUCGUUGGCAUCUGAUCAAAGCAAUUAUAGACUUUGUGAACAAGGACUUUGAUGGUUUGAUUGAAGAGUUUGUCAUUUUAGGAUUCUUACCUUUUCAAGUCAAUGAGAAAGGAAUCAUCGAAGCUAUGGAAUUGGCGUUUAAGGAUGCAUCCCCUGAUGGUCGAUUAUCUAAACUCAAUUUUUCUCGUCUUGCACAAAAUUUGGGAGUUGUAGCAAGAUCGUAUCCGAUUCGAAUUCCGCCCAAGUUUGCGCUCGUCAUUCGUUGUUUGACAAUGUUGGAAGGAUUAGCAUUACAAAAUGAUCCCAGUUUUCAUAUUGUGGAACAGGCAUAUCCAUUUAUUCUUCAAAGACUUUUAUCGGAUUCGUAUAGUCUUCCACCGCAAGCUCUACGGGAUAUAUUGUUGGAUAGUCGAACAGGUAAAAUACGAUGGAAAAGAUUAUGGCAAAUUGUAGAGUUUUCAAAUAAGGGCGAUCAUCAUUUAGAAACGAAAGCGGAGGAAGGGAGUCCAGUUACUGUUGAUCAAUAUCUUCCAGUUCUUAUUGAUGGCAAACAAGUUAUCAUAUCUCGUCUAUUUUUUGAAAAAAUUGUGGACUUUUUGCUAUCUGAACGAGCUGCAUUUUUAAGAGAUGGUUUGGCAGAAGAAAUGGCAGAUAUAUUGGAUGAUUUGCAACUGGUCAUUGGAAAUAGUGCCUCUGUAAUAAAUUAUGGCAUUGGAUUCAAACGAAGAGAAACAGGAAAGCUGAUCAUGAAAAGAUGCCAAAAGCCAUGACAGUGGAAGAGUGGUUAGUUGUAUAUUUAUUUCAACAUAUGGUCAGUUCGUCAUCCUUUCGUUCGUGGUUUUAUUUAUGG
Molecule: messenger RNA, 2310 nt
Organism: Galdieria sulphuraria
Lineage: Eukaryota; Rhodophyta; Bangiophyceae; Galdieriales; Galdieriaceae
Product: aarF domain-containing kinase
Exons: 4
Coding region: 29-2230 (733 amino acids)
Source: RefSeq, a predicted model, not a curated record